Molecule: messenger RNA, 3369 nt
Organism: Gracilinanus agilis (Agile Gracile Mouse Opossum)
Lineage: Eukaryota; Metazoa; Chordata; Mammalia; Didelphimorphia; Didelphidae
Gene: ZBTB21
Product: zinc finger and BTB domain containing 21
Exons: 4
Coding region: 208-3369 (1053 amino acids)
Biological process (GO): negative regulation of DNA-templated transcription; regulation of transcription by RNA polymerase II
Cellular component (GO): nucleus
Molecular function (GO): DNA-binding transcription factor activity, RNA polymerase II-specific; protein binding; RNA polymerase II cis-regulatory region sequence-specific DNA binding
Source: RefSeq, a predicted model, not a curated record
GCGGCGGCGGCGCCCGCGAGCUAAGCGUCAGCGGACCUGGGCCUGUGGUCCGACUCCGAGCUAAGGGUCGAAAUAUAUAUAUAUACAGGGAUAUGAUUUUCCCCCUGAAGACUUCUUUUGCUGCAUCCCAGAGAUUUUGGAACAGCAUUCUUUGGUUCCAUGUCCUCUGCAAAUUCACACCCCUGCCUCAUCAGAUAAAUCCAAACAAUGGAGGGACUUCUGCAUUAUAUAAAUCCAGCACAUGCCAUUUCUCUUCUAAGCGCUCUAAAUGAAGAGCGUCUCAAAGGACAGCUCUGUGAUGUUCUUCUAAUAGUGGGAGACCAAAAAUUUCGAGCUCAUAAAAACGUCUUGGCUGCCAGCAGUGAAUAUUUUCAGACUUUAUUCACAAAUAAAGAAAAUGAGUCCCAAACAGUAUUCCAACUUGACUUCUGUGAACCAGAUGCUUUUGAUAAUGUAUUAAAUUAUAUUUACUCUUCAUCUUUAUUUGUAGAGAAAAGCAGCCUUGCUGCUGUGCAAGAACUUGGCUAUAGUCUUGGUAUUUCUUUCCUUACUAAUAUUGUUUCCAAGACACCACAGAUCUCUUUUCCAACAUGUCCCAGUAAGAAAAAAAUAUUUCAAGAAGGAGAUGAAAGUGGCUUUCAAAAAAGAAGUGUUAUUGUUUGUCAAAGCAGAAAUGAAGCACAGGGAAAGAAUGCUAAUCAAAUUCAGCAUGACCUAAGCCAUACUUCAAAGGCUUCACCUAACAUUGCAAUCAAGAAUAAUACUAGUAGACCACUUGUCACAAAACCAAUUGAACCACUUCACAAUUUAUCAUUAAAUGAAGGAAGGUGGGCAAAGGAAAUUUCUUUGGGUUAUACCAACCUUAUUGAGCCUUCUGGAUCUUUGGAUGAUCAGUUUAGAAGUGGUUUGGUAAAAAGAAAUACCCUGUUGCCUUCAAAACCCCUACAGGACAGAGAAACUUCAGAUGAUAAACAAGAAAUAAAUAGUCAGCCCUUAAGAGAGAAAGUUACAGAAAUGUCUUUGAAAAAACCACAGCCAUCUGUUUUGUCUCUUUGUAGCUCGUCAGAGGCGCCAUAUCUGUUACAAGAAACUGGCAAAGGAAGCAGUCAGGGAGAAGACAGAAAUUUACUGUACUACUCAAAACUAGGAUUAGUAAUCCCCUCUAGUGGAACAGGGCCUAGAAACCAAAGUAUCGAUGGAAGUGGCCCACUUGUUAAGAGUCUUCUCCGACGAUCAUUAUCAGUGGAUAGUCAGGUUCCUAUGUAUUCUUCAGUUAGUUUGAAAACCUCACAAGGAUCAUCCUCAACAACAAAUGAUGCACCAGAGAAUAUAUUUAAUGCUGCAUCUCAAAAGUCGUCUUUGAAAGAGUCUACUGAAAAAACAGUGCUAGUUAAUCAGACACAAGUCAUACACCCACAUCGCCUUAGGUCCUUCAGUGCCUCUCAGUCAUCAGAAAGGGAGAUUACCUCACCUGUUACAGAGGUACGGAUAAAAACUGAGCCUAGUAGUCCACUUUCAGAUCCUUCUGAAAUAAUCAGGGUCACUAUAGGAGAUGCAGCAUCAUCAGUCAAUAAAAACUUUUCUUUUAAAUUAGAAGAUGAUCAAAGUCAUCAAAGUAGACUUGUAGCAAAAAGGAGACUUCAAGCUGACCGAAGGUUACCAUUUAAAAAACUGAAGGUAAAUGAGCAUGGUUCUCUUGGAUCAGAGGAUAAUUUUGAAGAAAGCUCAAGUCCUACUCACCUAGAUGCUGAGUUCCCAGAUUCAGAUUUUAGUAAAGAUGAAUAUAGUGAGUUGGAAGAAACAAGACCAAAUAGAAAAUUUAAAUGCAAGCAUUGCCUUAAAAUUUUUAGAUCUACGGCAGGACUUCAUCGUCAUGUUAAUAUGUAUCAUAAUCCAGAAAAACCUUAUGCUUGUGAUAUUUGUCACAAACGAUUUCAUACAAACUUCAAAGUCUGGACACAUUGUCAGACACAACAUGGAAUUGUAAAGAAUCCAUCACCAGCUUCCAGUUCACAUGCAAUCUUGGAUGAGAAAUUCCAAAGAAAGUUGAUUGAUAUAGUGAGAGAAAGAGAAAUUAAAAAGGCCCUGAUCAUUAAAUUAAGGCGUAGCAAAUCAGGUUUUCAAGGACAAGCCAGUACACAAGCACAGCAAGUCAUCAAAAGGAACUUAAGAUCCAGAGCCAAAGGAGCAUACAUUUGUACUUAUUGUGGGAAAGCAUACCGUUUCCUUUCUCAGUUUAAACAACACAUAAAAAUGCACCCAGGAGAAAAACCACUAGGAGUAAAUAAAAUUACCAAACAAAAAGAACAUGUUCCUCAUGAAAGUUCAUUAGAAAAGGAGACUUAUCAGUGCCACCUCUGCAAUGCUAAGCUCUCCUCUCUUUUAGAACAAGGAAAUCAUGAAAGAUUAUGCAGAAAUGCAACAGUUUGCCCUUAUUGCAGCCUUAGGUUCUUCUCCUCAGACCUGAAACAUGAACAUGAAAGUAAAUGUGAAUAUAAAAAACUAACUUGUCUUGAAUGUAUGCGUACUUUUAAAUCUUCUUUUAGUAUUUGGCGCCAUCAAGUUGAAGUUCAUAAUCAAAAUACUAUGGCUCCAACAGAAAAUUUUUCUCUUCCUAUUCUUGACCACAAUGGUGAUGUAACUAGUACUUCAAAACUACAGGCUCAAUCUGAAUCUAAUAAAGUAAACCAUUUUGUUACUGCAAAAGAAGAUGGAGUAUUCAGUGAUUCUUCAGAACAAAUAAAUUUUGAUUCAGAAGACUCUUCAUGUCUCCCAGAAGAUCUAAGUGUUUCUAAACAACUUAAACUUCAGAUCAAGGAAGAACCCACAGGUGAUACUCAAAAUGAUGCAUCUGGAACUAAUUUGGUUCCAAAAGAGACAGUAUGUAAUAAAGACACUGGUGUAUGGCCCUGUGAAAAGUGUGGGAAAAUGUUUACUGUGCAUAAACAGUUAGAACGUCACCAGGAACUUUUGUGCUCUGUGAAACCAUUUAUUUGUCAUGUGUGCAACAAAGCUUUUCGUACUAACUUUCGUCUCUGGAGCCAUUUCCAGUCUCAUAUGUCCCAGACCACAGAAGAAUCUAUACGUAAAGAGCCUGAGUCAUGCCCACCAGCUCACUCUCCAUCGCCACCACCUCUGCCUCCACCAUUGCCCAAAAUUCAGCCUUUAGAGCCUGAUAGCCCUACUGGUUUAUCUGAGAGUCCAUCCACUACUGAGAAACUAUUUGUUCCCCAAGAAUCAGACACUCUCUUUUAUCAUGCCCCACCCCUUUCAGCAAUCACGUUUAAAAGGCAAUAUAUGUGUAAGCUUUGUCAUAGGACAUUCAAGACUGCAUUUAGUCUUUGGAGUCAUGAACAAACACACAAUUAA